Messenger RNA from Euleptes europaea (tarantolino), 3771 nucleotides. It is a transcript of the gene SORCS3, whose product is annotated as sortilin related VPS10 domain containing receptor 3. Gene Ontology annotation, molecular function: protein binding. The record is from RefSeq and is a predicted model, not a curated record. Gene Ontology annotation, cellular component: postsynaptic density membrane. Bases 1 to 3708 code for a protein of 1235 amino acids. The transcript is spliced from 27 exons. NCBI's taxonomy places the organism in Eukaryota, Metazoa, Chordata, Lepidosauria, Squamata, Sphaerodactylidae.
AUGGCGAGAGGGGCCGGCCGGUCGUCGGGCUGCUGCAUCGCUGGGCUCGCCGCGGCAUGGCUCUUGCUGGGCGCCUGGCGCUCCACCGGCGCGGAGCUCACUUGCCGCUCUCGCCCGGCGGCGCCUUCGUCUCCGGCGUCUCCGCGGGGGCAGCUGCUGCAGCCGCCCUCGCCGCUGGAGGUGCCUCGGGAGGAGCCCCCCAGCGGAGGACGGGGCGCGCGGGGCUCGGGGAGGGGGACGGCAGGGGACGCUGCUGCUGCUGCUGCCGCCGCCGGCGUCCGGCAGGGGCCCGGGAGGGCGCGUCGGAGCCCCGCGCCCGGCCAACUGGGGGGUCGGGCGCGGGGGGGCGUCGGCGGCGCGCUCGCGCUGGGCCACGCGGAGGGGCGGCCGUGGCCCGGAGAUUGCGGGGCUGGGGCGGGCGACCCCGCCGGCCGCCCUCGAGCGCCCCGGGCGAAGAGGAGCGGCGCGCCCCGGCGGCCUUGGGCCUCCCUCGCGGACGGCCCGCAAGCGACCCGGGCGCAAGGCCGAGGCGCCAAGGAGGACGGGCGGCCGGGCAGGCUGCGGGCGGCGGGCGAGGAGCUGAAGCUGACCGGCACGACCUUUGCCCUCGCCGGCGACGCGGCCCACAACCAAGCCAUGGUGCACUGGUCCGGCCACAACAGCAGCGUGAUUCUCAUUCUUACCAAGCUGUAUGACUUCAACUUGGGAAGUGUUACUGAAAGCUCACUGUGGAGAUCGACAGAUUAUGGUACCACUUAUGAAAAGCUAAAUGACAAGGUGGGAUUGAAGACAGUGCUGAGUUACCUCUAUGUCAGUCCUACAAAUAAGAGGAAGAUCAUGCUCCUGAGUGACCCUGACAUUGAAAGUAGCAUACUGAUCAGUAACGAUGAAGGUGCCACCUAUCAAAAAUAUCGACUCAGCUUCUACAUCCAAAGUCUGCUCUUCCAUCCUAAGCAAGAGGACUGGAUUCUGGCCUACAGCAUUGACCAAAAGCUCUAUAGCUCUAUGGAUUUUGGAAGAAGAUGGCAGAUCAUGCAUGAACGGAUCACACCAAAUCGGUUUUACUGGUCUGUCUCAGGUCUGGAUAAGGAGCCUGACCUUGUACACAUGGAGGCUCGGACAACAGAUGGACAUGCCCACUAUAUUACCUGUAGGAUUCAAGAAUGUUCAGAGACUACCAGGAGUGGACCCUUUCUACAUUCUAUUGACACAAGUUCACUUGUCGUCCAAGAUGAAUACAUCUUCAUCCAGGUGACAUCUGGUGGAAGAGCUAAUUAUUAUGUGUCCUACAAAAGGGAGCCCUUCACUCAGAUAAAAUUACCCAAAUACUCACUACCAAAGGACAUGCACAUUAUCAGCACUGAUGAGAAUCAGGUGUUUGCUGCCGUUCAGGAAUGGAAUCAGAAUGACACAUACAACCUUUACAUCUCUGACACUCGUGGGAUCUACUUCACCCUGGCCUUGGAGAACGUUAAACGCAGCCAAGGACUAGAGGGGAAUAUCAUUAUUGACCUUUAUGAGGUAGCAGGGAUCAAAGGCAUAUUCCUAGCAAACAAGAAAGUGGAGAACCAAAUUAAGACUUUCAUCACCUACAACAAAGGGAGAGACUGGCGUUUGCUGCAGGCUCCAGAUUCUGAUUUCAGAGGAGACCCCCUACACUGUCUGCUGCCUUUCUGUUCCUUGCACUUGAACUUACAAAUUUCAGAAAAUCCUUAUACUUCAGUCAGCAUCUCAAGCAAAGAGACAGUUCCAGGACUUUUAAUUGCUACAGGCAAUGUGGGUCCAGAAUUAUCAUCCACAGAGAUUGGCAUGUUUAUUUCUUCAGAUGGUGGAAAUUCUUGGAGACAGAUCUUUGAGGAAGAAUACAAUGUAUGGUUCCUUGACUGGGGUGGAGCACUUGUAGCUAUGAAACAUACAUCAAUGCCCAUUCGCCAUUUGUGGGUGAGUUUUGAUGAAGGAAGAACCUGGAAUAAAUAUGGCUUCACAUCAGCACCGCUCUUUGUGGAUGGGUCCCUAGUGGAACCAGGCAUAGAAACACAGAUAAUGACAAUCUUUGGCCAUUUCAGUCUCCGCUCAGAGUGGCAACUAGUAAAAGUGGACUACAAAUCCAUCUUUAACCGAAGGUGCACCAAAGAUGACUUCCAGACAUGGCACUUACACAACCAGGGUGAACCUUGUGUUAUGGGAGAGAGGAAGAUCUAUAAAAAACGUAAGGCAGGGGCAUGGUGUGCACUGAAUAGAGACUAUUCGAGAACAGUCAUCUGUGAACCUUGCAUCUGCGCCGAAUGGGACUUUGAAUGUGACUAUGGCUAUGAAAGACACAGUAAUAAUCAAUGUAUCCCAGCAUUCUGGUUCAACCCAUCAUCCCAGAUGAAAGAUUGCAGCCUUGGACAGAGCUACCUGAACAGCACUGGGUAUCGGCAGAUCGUUUCUAAUAACUGCACGGAUGGGCUAAGGGAAAAAUAUGCAGCCAAGCCUGAACAGUGCCCAGGCAAAGCUCCCAGGGGUCUGCAUAUCCUCACAUCCAAUGGCAAGCUGGUAGCAGAACAAGGAUACAACACUACCUUUAUAAUCCUCAUGGAAGAGGGUGAUUUUCAGAGGACAAACAUUCAGCUAGAUUUUGGAGAUGGUACUGCUGUGUCCUAUGCUAAUUUCAGCCCCAUAGAGGAUGGCAUCCGACAUAUCUAUAAGAGCACAGGAAUAUUCCAAGUGACAGCAUAUGCCGAAAACAACCUGGGUUCUGAUCUGGCAUCCCUUUUCCUGCAUGUGGUCUGUCCUGUGGAACGUGUCCAUUUGAGUGUCCCCUUUGUGGCUAUCAGGAAUAAGGAAGUCAAUCUCACUGCUGUGGUUUGGCCGAGUCAGUCGGGUACCCUUACAUACUUCUGGUGGUUUGGCAACAACACAAAGCCAUUCAUCACCUUGGACAGCAGCAUCUCUUAUACUUUUACUACUGAAGGGAUGAAUACCGUCACUGUGCAGGUCUCAGCUGGUAGCAUGCUCAUCCAGGACACCAAGGAUAUCGCUGUACAUGAAUAUUUCCAGUCUCAGUUAUUAUCAUUCUCUCCUAAUUUGGAUUAUCACAACCCUGACAUCCCUGAAUGGAGAGAGGACAUUGGCAGAGUCAUCAAGAGAGCUCUAGUGCAGGUGACUGGUAUCCCUGAAGAACAAGUUCUGGUGGCAGUAUUCCCUGGCUUGCCCACCGCGGCUGAGCUGUUCAUCCUGCCUCAUCAAAACAUGUCAGAGAGAAGGAAAGGUAGUGAAGGCGACCUGGAACAGGCUGUUGAAAUCCUCUUCAAUGCUUUGAACCAGAACCUGGUACAGUUUGAAUUGAAGCCUGGUGUGGAAGUAAUUGUGUAUGUCACCCAACUAACGUUAGCGCCUCUCGUCGACUCCGGAGCUGGGCACAGCAGUUCAGCAAUGUUGAUGUUGUUGUCAGUGGUCUUCGUGGGCUUGGCUGUUUUUUUAAUCUACAAAUUUAAAAGGAAAAUCCCAUGGAUUAACUUCUAUGCUCAGGUCCAGCAUGACAAGGAACAGGAAAUGAUUGGUUCUGUCAGUCAAAGUGAAAACGCUCCCAAAAUCACCCUGAGUGAAUUCACCGACCCUGAAGAACUCAUGGAUAAAGAGCUUGACACGCGAGUUAUAGGAAGCAUCUCGACGAUCUCCAACAGCGAAAGCACAAAGGAAAUCCCUAACUGCACUAGCGUUUAAUACCAGGAACCCACUUUGACAACUGCAUUUCUGAGUUUUUUAUUUUUAAUUAAUAUUAUUCUU